AUGGGUAGAAUUCCUAAGGAGAUUAAUAAAGGUGCUUGGUCUCGUGAAGAAGAUGAUAUUCUUUCUAAAUAUGUUGCCAUUCAUGGAGAAGGAAAAUGGCAAAAGGUUGCACAAAAUGCCGGUUUAAAGCGAUGUGGAAAAAGUUGUAGACAAAGAUGGUUGAAUUAUCUAAAACCAGGUAUAAAGAGAGGCGACAUCUCUGCAGAUGAAGAGGAUAUGAUCGUAAGGCUUCAUCGUCUUCUUGGUAACAGAUGGUCUUUGAUUGCUAAGAGAUUACCCGGACGAACCGACAAUGAAAUCAAGAAUUAUUGGAAUACGAAUCUAUCAAAGAAGUUACAAAAACAACCUACAUCAUCAUCAUUAUCUGUCUCACUUCAAAACAAUCAUAACAAAUAUGGACAUGUAGCACCAGAAGCUCCAAGGCCAAGGAGAUUGAAGAUUGUUCAUCAUCACAACAAAUUUUUGGAGAAUAGCAAUGGAAGUGAGUGUGAUCAAGAAAGUGAUGAAACCUCAAUCCCCGAUUUCCUCAUCGACAAUGAUCAUCAAGACAAUUUGUUGGCUUGUGAUGAUGAGUCCAAAACCAACUCAGAGAUUCCACAAAUAGAAGAAGAUCACAAGAAGGUAGUUUCAACCAAUAGUACUCAUAACUCAUCAUCACCUUCUGAUCAUUUUCAUCUUUUAUCAGAGAAAUUUGAUCCUCUAGAUACCCUUUUGGAUGUGGAGCUCAAGAAGAUGGCUUCCUUUCUUGGACUUGAAAAUGAUUGA
Vicia faba (fava bean) is the source of this 765-nucleotide messenger RNA. NCBI's taxonomy places the organism in Eukaryota, Viridiplantae, Streptophyta, Magnoliopsida, Fabales, Fabaceae. The record is from the annotation of a GenBank genome assembly.